This is a messenger RNA of Periophthalmus magnuspinnatus, 3380 nucleotides long. It is a transcript of the gene spryd3, whose product is annotated as SPRY domain containing 3. Gene Ontology annotation, molecular function: protein binding. Bases 130 to 1353 code for a protein of 407 amino acids. The record is from RefSeq and is a predicted model, not a curated record. The transcript is spliced from 11 exons. NCBI's taxonomy places the organism in Eukaryota, Metazoa, Chordata, Actinopteri, Gobiiformes, Gobiidae.
AGGUGAAAACCUCAACUACGUCACUGGAAAGCGCCGAGCUCCAGUUUGUGAAGUUUAUAAAGCAGCAGCUGCGGAUGGCGAAUAAACAAAACCACGUGGAUUAUCUGUCAAAGUCCAGUUAGGCCACAGAUGGAUGAGCUGGAUGCCCUGCAGCAGAGGUGUCUCCUGAAUCUCAGGCGAAGGAUCCGUGAUGUAGAAGCGGCACGUCAACAGGAAGUUUGCACCAGGCUCCUCAAAGAUGGGGAUACACUCAGUUACCACGGAAACUCUGAAGAGGUCGGUUGCUACGUGGCUGGUGUCCCCUUAUCGAAAGGAAACUGCUAUUUUGAGGUCACUAUAGUGGACACUGGUGUGCGAGGGACCAUUGCUGUGGGGCUGGUGCCGAGGUUUUAUCGUCUGGACCAUCAGCCCGGCUGGCUCCCAAAUUCUGUGGCAUAUCACGCUGACAACGGGAAGUUGUACAAUGGAAAUCCUGUAGGACAGCAGUUUGGUCCUAAAUGUUCUCGAGGAGAUCGGAUCGGCUGUGGAAUUCACUUUGACAAUAUAGAAAGCGGCGUCGCAAACGUCUUUUUCACCAAGAAUGGCAAAGAGGUGGGGUCGGUGGAGGUAGGGGUCAGCGCGGAGGGCCUGUUCCCCGCUGUAGGGAUGCACUCUCUGGGGGAAGAGGUGAGGGUACACCUGGGGGCACAGUGGACCCUGGAGGAGGACGACAGCGCCAUGAUGGUGGACAGCCAUGAGGACGAGUGGGGCCGACUCUACGACGUCAGAGCCAGCGGAACGGUGCUGGAAUACACGGGCAAAGGGAAGAGCAUCAUGGACGUAGGUUUGGCUCAAGCUCGCCACCCUCUGUCCACGCGGUGUCAUUACUACGAGGUGGAGAUCGUCGACGCAGGAGAGAAGUGCUACAUCGCUCUGGGACUGGCACGAAAAGACUACCCCAAGAACAGACACCCGGGCUGGAGCAGAGGGUCCGUGGCGUACCAUGCAGAUGACGGUAAACUGUUCCAUGGCAGUGGAGUCGGAGACGCGUUUGGUCCUCGCUGUUUUAAAGGAGACAUCAUGGGCUGCGGCAUCAUGUUCCCACGAGAUUACAUCCUCCACGAGCACGCUGAAGCAGAUGAUCUGGAGCCUGCGCCGGUCCAAAACAUUCUGUACCUGAACGAGGAAGAAGAGGAGGAGGAAGAAGUGGAGCCAGGACAGGAAGUCACCAGAGUAACAGUCUUCUUCACCAGGAAUGGGAAGCUGAUGGGGCGCAGGGAGAUGGUGGUGCCCCCUGGUGGACUGUACCCGACAGUGGGAAUGCUGAGCUGUGGAGAAAAGGUUAAAGUGGAUCUCCACCCGCUCAGUGGGUGAACCUGGACUCAGCUGGGACUAAACUGGGACAAAACCUGGACUAAACCUGGACUAAACCUGGGUCUUAAAGUGCAUAUGACAGGUUUUCAUGUUUUUCUCAUUCUGACUUGGUUUGGUGGGAUAAUUCAAGUCAAGUCUAAAUUCAACAAUAGUUUCAAAACGUUUUGGCCCCUGUUUACAUUAUGGUUGCUAGCUAACAGUCACGCAAUGACCUAUAGCUGCUGCCCUUGUCCAACCAGGAAGUAAACUUGCAAACUUCACCAAAGCUAGAUAAAAACUAGAUAAGAUUUUUUUGUUAAAUUUUAAAAUUAUAUUAGCUAUGUUUUAGUGAAGUUUGUGGUCUAACCUGUCACUGGUCAUAUGCGCUUUAACCUGGACUUAACCUGGACCUAAGUGUGGACCUCAAAAUGGCCGCCAGGAGCCCUCAUAUAUGACACAUACUAUAGUCUUCCUCUGUUUAAAUGACUGUAACACACAACCCUCCACUGAUACUGUACCUCUGAGCAAAUCUAUGAUGCCACACAUGGAUUUGGCACGAUUUGGCACUUAAAGGAGACAUGUUGUGCAAAUUUACUUUUAAUAGCCCUUAAACCUGUUAUAAUGUCUUUCCCCUCUCAUUUACUCUGUCAAAGUUGUAUUUAGAGUGAUUCAUGUAUGUUUGAGUAAUCUUUAAUCUCCUGUAUUCAAGACGUCAUCACUCUGGUCAACUCCCGUUUUCACACCCAGUACACUCCCACUGUGACAUACGCACUUCGCUCUCUAGUUUUAUUUUCAUAAUCCAUGAUACUCGUAGGAUUCGGCAGCGUCGCGCAGUCAUUUUGGUACAAAUGAGAAGAAAAAAAAAUUCCCUUCUCCCUAGUGUGAUCUGCCAAACAACAUGCGGCGCUGUGUUGUGAUGAUGUUUACAUGGAUGUACCGUAAUGGGAAUCAGCAGUAGAGUAGUCAAAAGUAUCGAAAAUCAGAUACUAAUUGAUACUAAAACCAAUAUCAAAACUGAAUACUCAUUUGAGAAGGUAUCGAUACUAAAAAGUCACAUUCACAGGACAGAAAUGAAUCUUUCCUGAAUAGCUUUAGACUGAUCUUGAGCUGUAUCUUUCACAAGUAUAAGACACAUAGACUAGUUUACACCAUGGACCACUAUGAACCUACUGGACACGUGAGGGAUUACACUGAUAUAAGACACAUGGGAAUAGAGUGUUUUUUAUUAUCAUUGUAGUAUCGGGAUCAGUAUUGAGUAGUGAGUCUAUUCCUUAGUAUUAAAAUUGAGUUUGAAAUUUUAGUAUAGAUUAAUAACUAUAGAGCAGACACAAGCACAAUAUGUCUUCUUUAUAAAUACAUACUGAAAAAAACUUUUGUUUGCCUUUUUGUUUUAUUUCUGAUUUGGUUGGUCAACAGUUGUGGAGGGUUUUGUACAAAAAAAAAAAAAAAAAUGUUCUGUAUCCUGUACCAGGGAGACACUGCCCUCUUGUGGGCCAUCAGGGACAUACAGCUCCUCUGUGCUUCAGCCGAGGAUGAUAUACCACAAAUCAAAAUGCAUAUUCUACACAUUUUAAAACAGAACCACGUAACUUUCAGUGAUAGAGCGCCUCCUGCAGCUGAUUUAGGAGAAAACACUGUCAGGGAACGGACUCAGAAGUGCUUCUUUUUUUCUUUUCUUUCUUUCUUUUUUACUGCAAUCAGGCCGUAUAAUCACAUAGAAAGCAUAUAAUGUUGCCAUAUUUUCAAAAAAGAACUCUCUUUGAGUCGUGUCAGCCAUAUUGCAAGGCUGGUUUUCAGACAACACAUCAAACACCCCAAAAAUACAUAUUUAACCAUCACUGAGACUUACAAAACAGUUUAAUAAGGCAAAAAUGUUACUUAGUUCUGCUUUAAAACCAUGGUGAUGAAAUUUAUAUUGCCAUAUUAUAAAGUCAGAGUAGAAGUAUUUUUCUACACAGUUUAACAAUGUAAACCUAACAUGAGUUUAAUACUGUAUCAGGGAACGUGUUUUUGUACAGUGCACUUUGAAGACCUUAAAAAAAAAAAAA